AUGCACAAUGAUACGGAAGAUUCUGUGUUUAGUGAUAAACCUGCCAACUUUGAAGCUCACUACUCGGUGGAAAAUGAGGGAUGCCGCGUAUUGCCUGUAUCCGAGACUCCUGCCAAUGGAUGUGACCAACGAAGAGCACUGUACCGGCCCCGGAGUGUAAGCCUCUUCGAUACAUCGGAAGACCGUCAACCACUGCUGAAACUACAAAAGACCACAGAUUCAGAUGAAGGAGACAAUGUUUCAGAAGAUCUUUCAAUAUCAGACAAUAAGCUACUCAUGGUACCAGCAGUUACAUUGCCAAAAAUUUCCAGACUAAGCCUUAGAUUCAGAAAACUAAACAGAUCUUUACUAGAAGCUGUUAUAAAUCGGGAAGUACAAGAAAUUGAAAGACUGGUGCAAGCCGGAGCAAACCCUAAUGCAACGUGUGGCAUCGACUGUGUUUCAGCCUGUCACUUGGCAGCCUUGAGGACUGAUGGAGCCCUGGAAGUACUGCUCAAAGCAGGAGCUAAUAGAAAAAGGGUGGAUAGACUUGGUCGAACUCCAUUGCACUUGGCCGCUUGGGCAGGAAAUGUUAAACAAGUCGCCAUUUUGCUUGGUUUUUCAAAGGGAUUACAAGAUAGACUAGAUGCUGGCGACAUAAUAGACGCCACUGAGAAUGAAGUAAAAAAUUUGACUCCAGAUAUAAUAGAAUUUAUCAACGUUAAAUGCGACUUCUGCACCAAUGCCGCAUUACCAACACACUGGAGGGAUAACACAAGGGAAGGUCAUAACAGAAGUCUCGAACGAAAUCUACCAACGUUUCAACUAGGCUGGUCAGCAUUGCACGCGGCGAGUGCACGCGCCCAAUGUCACAGUGCUCGACUCCUUCUAGCUGCAGGCGCAGAUCUGGGUUCACGGGAUCUUGUUGGAAAAACCCCCUUGGAUGUCGCUGGAUCUGCGUUUUAUACUGGUCAAGUCAUUGAUCCUCAGAAAUUUGGUGAAUUAGUAACAUUGCUUGUUGGUGCCAAUAGUCAGAACCUCACAUUCAAAAACAAGAAAAUAGUUGAUACUCCGCUUCAUACGGCUGUUGAACUGGGUAGUUUGGAAGCAGUGUCGGUUCUCGUGGGUAUCAAAAUGCCAGUCAACUGGCUUAAUCGGGCAGGAACGACACCGCUGCAUAUAUGCGUCAAGAAAAAACUUAAAGAACAUUUGCAGAUUUUAGCAAACCAUGGAUACUGUGAUGGAGAAGAUAAAGAAGUUCCAAUAGCAAUAGAUGUUAAAGACAAGGGCGGACAUACUGUUCUUUAUAAAUCCAUCAUAGAGGGCUGGGCGCCUGGGGUGAGCAUCGCGAUUGAAGCAGGAUCCAGCGUAACAGCCAGAGAUAACAAUUAUGAUACACCAUUACAUUUCGCAGCAAUGUUUGGCAAUGUAGAAAUAUUAAAUGAAAUAUUAAAUGUAGCUAAACAUUACGAUGUAAUAGACGCUACUAACACUCGAAGAGAAACAGCUUUAUUUAAAGCUGUUAUUAAUGGUCAUUUAGAAUGUGUUAAAAGACUUCUUGAAAAAGGAGCCUCAAUAACUAAAACUUUAACAAGACAAGUUAACGUCUUCCAUAUAGCUGCAGAGAAAGGUUACCUAGAUGUCCUCACAGUCUUACUAGACCACGACUAUAUCAUAACUAGGAGAAUGAUCAAUUACCUAACAGCUGACGAUAGAAAAGGAUACGGGCCCAUACAUUUCGCUGUAGAAAACAAUCACCCAGCAUGCGUCAAGAUACUAUUAUCCAGAAACUCGUAUGGAAGUCUAAGAUCUUCUUACGGACUUCAGAAAGGCUCAACACCUUUGCACAUCGCAGCCAUUCAUAAUAACGUGGAAAUUGCAAAAAUUAUAAUGAAAAAUAACGAAGACACUGUCCAUGUCAUCAAUGAUAUGGGAUGGACUCCACUACACACAGCUAGUCAUUAUGGCAGUAGAGACAUUAUUACGCUAUUCCUCAAGGAAGGCGCUGAUUUAUCUAGAGCCACAUAUGGUCCAAAUAAGUGUAGGUCGACCGCGAUUGAUAUGAUUAUGAACAAUUUGUCGAAGCCCACUGAAUUUAUGGAAAAUAUAUUUGAUACUUUCAUUUCUACGAAUGAUUUAAACCUUCAUGAUCCAGAUUGUGAAGUUACUGUGAAUUAUAAAAUUUUGGUGCCUAAAGAAGAUGAAAAUAUACAAAUGAACGUCAUAGAUGCCCUCCUGAACACCGGAGAUAGAUAUGGUCAAAGGCGACUACUGGUACAUCCCUUACUGGAAAGUUUUUUAUUCUUAAAGUGGAAAGCUCUCCUCCCGUUUUUCUACACGAUGUUAGCGUUCUAUGCUUUCUUCGUACUGUCAUUGACAACGUACAUUAUAUCAGUAUUUUUUUAUAAAGACACAGGUUUUGCAGCACCGAUGAUUUUUAAUGCUACCUGUUGGGCUGUUAUUAUGUACAUCACUAUUGUUACAGUCAUGUUACAAGAAGUCCUCUACAUGAACGUAAGCAACGGGUACUUUCUACAGUUAGAAACUUGGAUAAAGUUCAGUUCUGUAUGCCUCGCUGCAAUCCUGCCAUAUGCUUCACAAAUUAAAACGGAUAAAGAAUUGGACUGGCCAAGACAUGUUGCCACAGCGGCUCUACUACUUUCUUGGCUGGAAAUGAUGUUUCUACUAUCCCGAUUUCCAAACUGGGGAUACUAUGUACUGAUGUUUGGGAAGGUAUCUACAAAUGUUAUAAAGAUCCUUCUAACAUUCGCAUUCCUGGUGAUUGGGUUCGCUCUAAGUUUUAUGAUACAGUUUCAUUCCCAAACACCCUUCGAGUCGCCCUGGGCUGCCCUCGUCAAAACUAUAGUAAUGAUGACAUCGGAAUUUGACUAUGGUGAUCUUGUCGAAGAAAGUGAUUCCGACCAAUACGUCACCUCAUUGUUUGUUGUCCGCGUCAUCUUCUUAAUAUUUCUGAUAUUAGCAGCCAUAGUACUCAUGAACCUGAUGGUAGGUGUCGCUGUCAAUGACCUUCAUAAUUUACGGGUACUUGGCAAUGUAAGAAGACUUGGCAAACAAGUAGAAUUUUUAGGAUCCUUAGAACACUUAGUUUAUAAUAAAAUCUUGGAAAAAAUCUUACCAACACGGCUUGCAGAAAUGUUAAAAGGGAAGAAAAAGAUAUGUUCUAAAUUUGACCUUAGUCCUAGUGUACCUAAUUCUAAGUGCUAUAGAUCUCUGCCAUCCCGCAUUAGAGAGGCUAUUUUCGAAAAAGCUCAACUUAGAAAAAAGCAAAGAGAUGACGAGUUAGGUUCUCAAAACUAUAAAAAGAAAUUAGACGAAAUAUACAGAGCGACCGUUAAAUUGAAAAAAGAUAAUAAUAUAUUGAAGAAUACAAAGACUGAUAGAAAUAUAACUAAUAAAAACAUUAAAGAUGCCGCGGGACACUUAGCAAAACUUGAUUCAGCGAUUAUUGAAAUAAGGAAUCAAACAAAGUUAGAAAUAAACGAAAUCAAAGCUUCAAUAGAUACUCUGAACAAUAAAAUUGAUAUGAUAUUGAACAAAUUGUCGAAAUGA
This is a messenger RNA of Spodoptera littoralis (African cotton leafworm), 3549 nucleotides long. The record is from the annotation of a GenBank genome assembly. Lineage: Eukaryota; Metazoa; Arthropoda; Insecta; Lepidoptera; Noctuidae.